Molecule: messenger RNA, 2138 nt
Organism: Aspergillus steynii IBT 23096
Lineage: Eukaryota; Fungi; Ascomycota; Eurotiomycetes; Eurotiales; Aspergillaceae
Exons: 3
Source: RefSeq, a predicted model, not a curated record
CGUUCACGAUGGGCCGAUUCUCUACUUCCACGCAAACUGCUGGGAAAGACCGAGGAAGGGAGUGACUGGUUGAAAGGCGUGGCAAUAUGCACUGGCAUCACAGGCCUGAUCCUUGCCAUCAAUAUCAUUCUGACCAUUACGGCGGCGGCUAUCGCUUAUUCUCGAAAAACAAACCAGGGACAGUUCCAGAUGGCAGAAUUGUACAGUGGACAAUGCACACGCUCCAGCCACUGGGCGACCGGACUCCAUGUGGUGAUUAACGUGUUGAGUACCAUUCUCCUUGGAGCCAGCAACUACGUGAUGCAGUGUCUGGGCGCACCAUCCCGGACCGAUAUCGACCAGGCCCAUUCCAAGUCCCGAUGGUUGGACAUUGGCACCUUUAGUCUUCGCAACUUCGCCGUCAUGGGGAUCCGACGGAAGAUCUUAUGGCUGCUGCUUCUGAUUAGUUCGACCCCAAUCCAUAUGGUUUACAACUCGGCCGUGUUUUCAUCAAUAUCGACUUUCGAUUACGGGGUUUUUAUGAUCCCUAAUGAUCUAUCACCAACCGAGUCCUUGGUAAAUGAUGUAAACACCAACAGCAGCAAGGCUUUCCAGUCUCAUGUUGGGUCUGAUGCGACUGUUGUUCGAGAGCAAAUCUUCAACGGGAGCUUUACCAACACGACAAUUGCGGAUUGUCUUGCCAAGUACAACGUGGAAUUCAAUACCCAGUAUAGCACGCUCAUUUUUGUGGCGGAUCGAGAAUACUUUCACAAUACUAGUAGUCUCAGGGGCAUGAAUAUGCGGGGACUCAACAGCCCCUAUUCAAUAUACAACGACCUUCAGGAACAUCCAUAUGGAUUGGUCAACUGGACAAUGAACCGUUGGUACUGGAGCUAUCGCGUCCCCUUCUAUUGGUUCGAUAACCCGGUGCAAAUCGUUCUUCCGUCUCAUUGUCUAAUCAAAGAGGAGGAGCAACGCUGUCAGCUAUUCUUCAGUCUCCCGCUCGCGAUAGUCGUCAUCAUUUGCAAUGCUACCAAAGCAGUCUGCAUGCUGUUAGCAGCCCGGGUUAAGCGCAGGGAUCUCCUGUUGACCGUGGGCGAUGCGCUGGCCUCGUUCCUCACGCGGCCCGAUUCCACCACUCGUGGCCGAUGUUUGCUCUCGCGUGCAGAGAUAGCCCGGGGGCCUCAAGCCUGGAGUUUCCCUGCUGCCACUUUCGGUCCAUUGAAAGGAUAUGCUCUGCAGCAGCAACCCCCGGUCCCAACAUCCCACCCGCUGGAGAGCCCUUCGGCGGUACCUGAAAUCCAUCCCAGUCUUCUUCCCCAGCGCAAAAGAUGGUAUCAAGCGGCCAGCUGGAAUCGUUGGGCGGUGGUUCUCUUCUUCUUCAUCUCCUGCAUAAUCACAACCAUCUAUCUUUUUUCACGCGCCAUUAUUGCAGCCGAAUCCUUUAAGUCUGCCAUGGACCUCGGUUUCGGGCAAACCAGCGCAGACAAUAUGAUCAAGUAUCUUUCAACCAACAUGAUCGCCCUCGUUCUUCUCGCCAACACCCCGCAAAUUGUCCUGUCAGUUCUCUACUUUCUUACCAACAGCACUCUUACCUGCAUGCUCGUCGCCGCAGAAUGGGACCGGUACGCCCGGCACCGCCGCCCACUGCGAGUAUCCUGGCCGCGUGGCCAGCAACGGUCGACCUAUUAUCUCAGCCUCCCCUACCGGUACAGCAUCCCGCUGCUUGUCCUGUCUGCCACACUGCACUGGCUGCUCUCACAGAGCAUAUUUUUCGUAAGUAUCAAGACGUACCCCGUGGACAAGGCAGAAGUUCCGGGGCCUUCAUCCCGCGGAUGUUGCUACUCUCCGAUGGCGAUGUUUAUUACGCUCUGGGGGGUCAUCUUGGCCCUGGGCCUGCUGCUGGGGAUCGGGACUCGGCGGUUCGGCUCGCAUAUGCCGUUGGCCACACAUUGCAGUGCGGCGAUUAGUGCAACGUGCCAUCCGCCGGAUGGGGACGAGGGAGCUGCGCAGAAGCCAGUCAUCUGGGGCGAAAUUCCUCGGCAGGUGACGACGGAGUAUACGGGUGCAGAUGCAGCGCUGGAGGACGACGCGGAGGUUUCUCACUGUUCGUUUACGUCUUUGGAUGCUGUGACGCCUAGUUCUGGGCGGUUUUACUG